UUUGUCCUUCUGCCUAAAACAUCAUACAGCAGGAAAUUUAUUACUUUAUUGCUUCAAAUAGAAAGAGGCUUAAUGUUUUCAUGCUGAACUGUUGGCUCAAAGCAAACAGUAACACAAAAGUAAAGAUUAGAUUGAGGGACCCAGAACAAAGUUUAUUUUUCUUCUCAUUAGUUAGAUUCCUGUGAAUUUUCACUGAAAAAUCAGACAGACAGUUUUCGUUAAGCUGAGUUAAACAUAACAGAGAAAAACAAGGAAAUGGCAGAAAGCGUUUCUUUGUUUCUGUUUGUGCAUCUCUGAACAGGAGGAAAACCAUGGAUAAGGAAAAGUUCCAGCAGAAGGCUCUGAAACAAACUAAGCAGAAGAAAUCCAAGAUGGCUGAAUUUCUGAUGGGAGAAAAUGUGAGAGUUGCAACAGAAGGCAUUGCAAAUCCAGCUUUUAACAUCAGCAGCACAGAUCUUUCAGCAUAUCUGACUUCAGAGGAGGAAGUUAUUAGACGUGACAAGCUGGAUAGCACCCUUGCAGCUCACCGACAAAAACUCAGGCUGCAAGCCCAAGCUGAACCAAGAGGAAAUGAAUGCAGCAGAAAUUACUUUGACCCUCUGAUGGAUGAGGAAAUAAACCCAAGGCAGUGUGGGAUGGAGGUCAGCAAAGAAGUGCCUGUGAAGUUGGAUGAGAGACUCCUGUAUGACAACCUGAUGACUUUUCUAGAUGAAGAGAACAGAAUUCUGGUAUCACAUGAAACAUAUACUGAAGAAAAACAAGAUGAAGAUGCUUUAGAUACUGCAUGCUCUGCCAGUUGUACCAAACCAUGUGAUCUUUGUGAGAAAGGAGAAGAUGAAGAGAUUCUUCCUUACAUUGAACAGUUUGAGAAGAAUGUUCAAGAUGAUAUUAUUCUCCUCUGCAACUUUCCACUUGGACAAGGUUUAAACCAGAAAGACAUUUCUCAGCAGACAAAGAAGUUAAACAGUAGGCUUCCUAAAGUCAUUCAAAGCAUGGAAGAAAGUCAGGCGUUGAAAGCAGCACUAAAUGAAGGGACUGCAGCCAAGUUCAGAAACCUUGCAGGACUGAAUAAUGAAUCCAAUAGAGCAGCAGGUCUUUGCUGGAAGAUUGACUGGUCUAAAAAACCUCAACCCAUUCAGAUCCAACUGAAAUGCUUACGUGGUGUUAAAGACAAAGUGCCACAAGGCAGCUACAUCCUCAAAGUUUCCCUCCAUGGACAACUUGGUGGGAAAGUGCUUCGUUGGUCCAAAGUGGAGAGUCAACAAUGGGCUGGAACCUCAUUACCGGUCAGACAUAAUGGGAAUUUCUAUGAUUUGGAGAUCUGUUUUAACCAGAGUGUCUACACAGAUGUUCCAGCUAGAAAUGAUGGGAAGCCUGGAGGGAUACUUCUGUUUGAACUAUUUCUUCUUCGUGGGACCAAUACUUGCAUUGACCGAGUAGUGGGCUGGGGAGCUUUUCCUUUGUUUAAUAAUAAUUUGGACACAGUGGAUGGGAAGUUUAAAUGUCCCUUUCUCAGAGGUCACUACAACUCUAAAAUCGAUAGAUUCGAAAAAAUUGAAAAUCUGAUUUCUUCUGACUUGGAUCACUGGUUAUGCAACCUCUAUUUCCAGAUAAUUAAACUACCACGGUACUCAGAUGAGCAGAACAAAUAUGAGGAGGGCCUACAGCUUUCUUCAAACCUUGUAUAUUCAAGCAUACCUGAGAAAGAUAGAGUCUCAAAGAAGGAAAUAACAGGUGGACUACAAGAUGGUGGACUAAAAAGUUCAUGCCGAACACAGGGACAUUCAAGGUGUUCUUUUCCUUCACUACAAGGGCAACCUUUGACCUCUCUGAGAGAUCCUGACACCCAUAAAGGAAGUAUUCCCACUGUUGAAAAGGAAAUGGGAAAGCAGUUUAAUGCUGCGGAAGGCUGGGAACAGUGUGUGUCAAAAGAAACUCCAAGGAAAAGAAAGGAUCAGCUUUUGAAAUGUUUCCAGCAGGCUGACAAGCAACUUCCAUCUGCUCUCCAUUCUGCUGCCCUUUUUUUAAUGUUGCUGCAAAAGAUUGUACAGAAAGCACUAGAAAAUGAGCCAUAUAUAAAUUCUGGUUUGUCUGAUAAGGGUUAUGUUCUGGUUCCAGUGAAGGAAGCUCAUGGUAUAUACUGCAAAAUGGGCCAGAAUGAUCUAAACAAUGUGUGUGGUCAAGAUAGUCCUUGGAUUGGACUAGAUGCUAAUGAAACAGCUUUACAUGUAACAUCUUAUCUGGAGGAGUUAGAGAAACACAGAUUCUCUGUACGCUGCCAUCCUGCUGUUGAAACAACAGUAUCCAGAAAUGUUACCAAGCACUUCUACUUUGGUGUGUAUGCCAUCUUUUCUGAACUUGGAAGGGGACACUGGUAUUCCUGGGACUUCUGGUCCAUUAUGCUCCUGGCAGCUUUGCUCUGGUUUGCCCGCCUUUACCUUCAUUAUGGCAGCCAGUGGGUCUUACUUCAAGCAAUUGCAGUUCCUGUCACAAAAUUCCAGUUCUAUCCUCAUACGGUUGAUUUGUGCUAUCAGAACUCUUUGGUACGCACUAGUGAAGAGUUGGCCAUAAUUAUGAUGGGACCUUUGACCUUGAACACAGUGCUGCUUCUUAUGGUUCUGAUAAGAUGGGGCUGUCAGCUGUUUUUUGGCUCAUUUCCUUCUUACUUGUCAAGGCUGAUCAUGGCUUGGGGAUUCUGGACAGUGCUAAACCCUUUGGUGGUGUUUGUAGUAGAUGCCUUCCUGGGGCGUCUUCAGUACAUUCCAGGCAAACCCACUGCUGACUGUGCAAAGCUGUACUGGCAUUUUUUUAGAAUUGAAGGAUCUGGCAUUCCUGGUAUAUUGAUAACCAUACUGCUUUACACAAUGCUGUUCAUCAUUUCAUCUACAUUCUUGUACCUCUACUUUGUGAGGAUGCACAGUGAAGGAUGGUUAUUAGAUAUAUUCCAAAGGAUUCAGAGUGAUGAGGCCACUUUAUUUGUUCCAUUUGACUUGGAAAUCUCCAGCCAAGAGUUGAGCUACAUUGUGAAAAAGGCAGAACAAUGGAGAGGAAUCAAUGGUGAAAGACGAAAGGUCAUUGUCUAUGAUUAUGUCUGGAAAGACGAUGCCAAGAAAUCUGGUGUCUCCAAUAGUGACCAUCAAGAUGAAUUCUUGAAAUCUAUAAGAAGCUCAGGAGGUAUCACUGUUCAUGUAGCUAUAUAUACAGUUCAUCUUGGGGGCUUCCAAGAACUGUACAGGCAAUUCCUUAGACUGCCUAGUGGUGCUAUUGUAGAGGCAUUCGGUGACGUUAGUGGAAUAAAUUUGGUAUAUAAUGAAAUGAGCGCAUUUGUUCAGGAGCACAUAAGUGAAAUGGAUGAUGCACUCGGAGCUCCUUCUGAGAUCAAGCUAAGGGAAAGAAGAAAAGAAUACAGGUGAUCGUGUUGUCUUCAGUAAGCUAAUUAAUCAAGAAGAGUGCUACUACUGCAUCUUGAUUCAUUCAACCAUCUUCAUCACAAUCCACUAAUACCUUUGCAGAGUCCAUUUAUGAUUGUAUUAUACUAUACAGGCAAUUUGAUGCUGUAUCCAAGAUGUAACUGUUUUAAAUGUUAAUACCAAAUUAGUAACUGAAACGACUGCUGUCCAGGUUUGGAGUGCUUUAUUAUUGUG
Rhineura floridana is the source of this 3644-nucleotide messenger RNA. RefSeq lists its product as uncharacterized. The record is from RefSeq and is a predicted model, not a curated record. Lineage: Eukaryota; Metazoa; Chordata; Lepidosauria; Squamata; Rhineuridae. Bases 312 to 3413 code for a protein of 1033 amino acids. Gene Ontology annotation, cellular component: perinuclear region of cytoplasm. The transcript is spliced from 23 exons.